Messenger RNA from Fusarium odoratissimum NRRL 54006, 4959 nucleotides. RefSeq lists its product as uncharacterized. Gene Ontology annotation, biological process: rRNA catabolic process. The coding region runs from base 168 to 3119 and encodes 983 amino acids. The record is from RefSeq and is a predicted model, not a curated record. Gene Ontology annotation, cellular component: nuclear exosome (RNase complex); cytoplasmic exosome (RNase complex). Lineage: Eukaryota; Fungi; Ascomycota; Sordariomycetes; Hypocreales; Nectriaceae. Gene Ontology annotation, molecular function: RNA binding; endonuclease activity; 3'-5'-RNA exonuclease activity. The transcript has 3 exons.
AUCAGCUGCUUUACAGCCCAUACGGAGAGAGACUCGCUAUUCCUUUGUUCUAUCUAUUCAGGAGCGCCCCACUAUCGCCUACUCGAACGCUUUGCGAUCAACAGUCUUUUCAUCAUUAUUAUCUGCUCUGAACUUUACCACGUCGCGAGAAAAGCAGCCUGUCAAAGAUGGCGAGCUUGAAAAGAUCUACCGAGACAGAUUCUCUGGCCUCAAACAUCUCGAGCAAGGUCUACGUGCGAUCAACCCGGAGUGGCAAGGUGCAGAAAAUCGUGAGAGAAGUCUACUUACGAACUGACAUCCCCUGCUCUUCCAAACUCUGCAAAGCUUGUCUUCAGGAUGCCCCUAGAAAUGCCGCUCAGCAAGCUCAGCCUUUUGUGCUCUCGGACAAGCCAGCAGGCACCGAGACUUUCCCCCAGGGCCAUUACCUGGUGCCUGAUACUAACGCGUUGCUCAACGCAAUGGACCUUUUCGAGCAGAGCUCAGCUUUCUACGAUGUUAUCAUCCUGCAAACAGUACUGGAGGAGCUGCGAAAUCGGUCAUUACCACUCUACAACCGUCUAGUGGGGCUCACAAAGAGCGAGGAUAAGAGAUUUUACGUCUUUUUUAACGACUUUAGGCUCGAGACAUUCGUCCACCGUCAGGCAAAUGAGACUGUGAACGACAGAAAUGACAGAGCUGUGCGGUUAGCCGUCAAGUGGUACGGCGAGCAUCUUGCCAGGACAAAGGCGAAAAAGCUGCCAGCAGUAGUGAUGCUUAGCGAUGAUCGAGAGAACCUUCGCAAGGCCAAAGAAGAGGGGCUUCACGCAUCUUCUCUCCGGGACUAUGUGAGCGGCCUCGAAGAUGGCGAGAGACUACUUGAUAUGGUCGCAGAAGCUCAAAACCAAGAGUCUUUUAAGAAGCAGGGUCAGAUGCUGUACCCUGAAUACUUUACUCUAUCAAGGAUGAUGACCGGAGUCAAGGCUGGGUUGAUGCAUCAAGGAAUCUUCAACGUGUCGCCGUAUAACUACCUCGAGGGUUCAAUCAAAGUACCGGCGUUCCCCAAACCUCUUCUCGUAUUGGGUCGCGAAAACAUCAACCGAGCCGUUGAUGGUGAUGUUGUGGUUGUUGAAGUUCUUCCCCAAGAUCAGUGGAAAGAACCUUCGACAAAGAUCAUUGAGGAGGACGCCAUCACCAAGAACGAGAAUGCAGAUGUGGAAGAGAGCCAGGAUCUCGUAUCUGAAAAGGAGCGAAAGGCCUUGCAAGAGCAGGUCAAGAAGACUCAGAAGAGUGCAUCGGAGAGCAAGCCACAGCCUACGGCCAAGGUUGUGGGUGUUAUCAAGCGUAAUUGGCGUCAGUAUGUUGGUCAUAUCGACCCAUCGUCAGCCAGUAAGGGUUCCAGCCAAGGUCGCAAGCAGGAUAGCGUUUUCCUCAUCCCAAUGGACAAGAAGAUUCCCAAAAUCCGCCUUCGUACACGACAGGUUGCUGACCUUCUUGGCAAGCGCCUGUUGGUAACUAUUGAUGCCUGGGAGCGUGACUCAAGACAUCCUGUCGGACAUUUUGUGCGAUCUUUGGGUGAGCUGGAGACCAAGUCGGCCGAGACUGAAGCUCUGUUGCUGGAGUGGGAUGUUCAAUAUCGGCCUUUUCCCAAGACCGUAUUAGACUGCCUUCCCAGAGAGGGACACGACUGGAGAGUGCCGACGAGCAUGGAAGAUCCUGGUUGGAGGCAGAGAGAGGAUCUCCGAGGUCUUCUCAUCUGCAGUAUUGACCCUGUUGGGUGCCAGGAUAUCGAUGAUGCUCUCCAUGCCAAACAGCUCCCUAAUGGGAACUAUGAAGUUGGUGUUCACAUCGCCGACGUGUCCAACUUUGUCAAGCCUGCCAACGCCAUGGAUACUGAAGCCAGCAUCCGGGGUACCACAGUCUAUCUCGUCGACAAGCGUAUCGAUAUGCUGCCUCCUCUUCUCGGUACGGAUCUUUGCUCGCUCAAGCCUUACGUUGAGCGAUUUGCAUUCUCGGUGCUCUGGGAGCUGAACGACAAUGCUGACAUCGUCAACGUUCGCUUCACCAAGUCUGUCAUCAAAUCUCGAGAAGCGUUCAGCUACGAACAGGCCCAGUUGCGAAUUGACGAUGAGUCUCAGCAAGAUGAUCUUACCAAGGGAAUGCGCAUGCUUCUCAUGUUGUCCAAGAAAUUAAAGAAGAAGCGAAUGGAUGCUGGUGCCCUGAGCCUCUCUUCCCCAGAAGUCAAGGUGCAAACUGAAUCUGAGACGUCUGACCCUAUUGAUGUCAAGACAAAGCAGCUUCUCGAUACAAACUCUCUCGUCGAAGAGUUCAUGUUGUUUGCCAACGUUAGCGUUGCAGCCAAGAUUUAUGAAGCAUUUCCUCAAACCGCCAUUCUCCGACGUCACGCGGCUCCCCCCAAGACAAACUUUGACGAACUAUCAAACCAACUCCGCACCAAGCGUGGCAUGGAGUUGCGGACCGACUCCAGCAAGGCCCUUGCCGAUUCUCUGGAUCAGUGCGUGGACCCCAAGGAGCCAUUCUUCAACACCCUUGUGCGUAUCAUGGCUACUCGCUGCAUGAUGAGUGCAGAGUAUUUCUGCUCUGGAACACAAGCCUAUCCUGAAUUCCGCCAUUACGGUCUUGCUUCAGAGAUCUAUACUCAUUUCACCUCUCCCAUUCGACGUUACGCCGAUCUUCUUGCCCAUAGACAGCUCGCUGCUGCCAUCGACUAUGAGGCCAUACACCCCAACGUCCGCAGCCGGGGUCGCCUUGAGGCUGUCUGUAAGAACAUCAACGUGCGCCACCGCAAUGCUCAGAUGGCUGGUCGUGCCAGCAUCGCCUACUAUGUCGGCCAAGCCCUGAAGGGCAAGGUUGCUGAGGAAGACGCGUUCGUGAUGAAGAUUUUCAGCAACGGCUUCGUCGUUCUUGUUCCACGCUUUGGUACAGAGGGCCUGAUCCGCCUUCGAGACCUUGCAGAGCCUGAGCCCGAGGCUGAGUAUGACGCAGAGACAUACACGCUUACGACCAAGGGAAGCCGCGAGAUCAAGGUAGAGCUCUUCCAAAAAGUCAGGGUUAGAGUCCGUGACGAGAAGGAUGAAAUGACAGGCAAACGCGGUGUCAAGAUGGAAUUGAUCGAAGCAUAGAUAUAGGCGAACAAAAGCUGGGUUGUGUUGGGAGGUACACGGCAUCAUGCAUAAUCUACGAGUCACUUGGUAAACCAUGUAGGAGUUUUGGGAAGACAAAUUGUUUUUUUACGAAUGUAUAUGCACGGAUACAAACCGUUCUACCGGAUCCUUGAAACGCCAAACUUUCCAGUGAAGAACUCAUGUUAACCCUUCCGUCAUUCUGCUGAACAAAACCGCUGAAACACUUUUCUUUACUGCUCCAUAGCAUCGGCGGCUUCGGCACUGCCCUCAUCGUCACCCCAUAGGCCCUCGAGCUUGAACUCGGCAGCCCAUUCGGUCACGAUCUGCUUCUGGUCAGCAGCAACCUCGUCCUCGCCAGCGUUCUUGAUGGCCGACUUGGAGGCGGUAGUUGUCGACUCGACAGCUAGAACAGGAGGCUCAACCCAUCCCUGGAUGCGGCCGUCUCGCCAGUCAGUGACGACUGUCAUAGCAGCAGCAGAGAGGUUAGGAAUACCGCCACGACCAAGACGGCCUCUCUUGCGGGCGACUUGAACGAGGAAGUCGGUGGUGAUAUCACCAUCGGCACGAUCAGGGAGGAGGGCAGGAAUAUCGUAGACGCUUGUGAGCUUCUGCAUAAGAUCGGGAGAAGCUGACAGACGCUUCAGGAGAAGAGUUACGGCGGGCAUAGGAUCGUCGAUCUGCUUGGGGGGGACAGCGUUGAGGAGAACCAAGUGAGCAUGUGCCUCAGUGGCGUUCUUGAGAGAAACGAGACCAGCAGAUUGGGUGGAAGACGAUGAAGGGAAAACAACACCGGGGGAGUCGAGAAGAGUAAGCUUGCUGUCGAUCUUGACAGAGCGAAUACUUGUGGUAACACCAGCCUCGGCACCAGCAGGGCAAGCCUUGGAAGAGCUGCCACCCUUACCGCUCAUCCUUGAAAGAAGAGCGUUGAUAACAGAGCUCUUGCCGACGUUAGGAUAACCGAUAACACCAACAGAGACGGCGCGCUUGAGUUGUCGGCUGGCGGCAAAGCUCUUGAGGGCCUUGAAGAGCGUGGCAGAGGUGCUCUGGACGGUCAGAUCGCGGUGGUUAAAGGUGUGGGCGUUGGGAGCAGCGCCAGAGGCUCGGAGAGGCAGAGUAGGGAAGUACCGUCGCAGGUAGAUAAGCCAGUCUCGUAGAACCUUGGGAGGGAUGAGAUCAACCUUGUUAAUGACAAGGAUCAGUCGCUUGCCGCCAGAUGCGGCAGCCAUAAUCUGGCGCUCAACCUCGCGAGAGCGGGUGCCCUCGGGAUCGCGAGCAUCGAGGACAUAAAGAACAACAUCGGCCUGCUCAACGACUUGCUUGAAGACUCUGUCAUAGGUCUUUCUCGAUGAGGCCUGGCCAAUGGACAUCUCAGGGCCACGGUCGUUGUCGGAGCCGUCGGUAUCGUCGUCCUCGUCCAUAUCAUCGUCGUCAGCGAGUUGUCGAUCAUAGGUAGCAGCAGCAGCGCGGGCGCUCGCGAUAAGCGCAGCCAUGGGGUUUGACUCGUCGAUAUCCUCGUCCAUGCCGUCCUCCUCCAUCUCGUCGCCAACGUCGACCUGGACAUCGGUCAUGGCCGCCUCGUCCUUGGCGCCCGUCUUUGCAGCCUUGGCCAGCUCCUUUCUUCUUUGCGCCUCCUCGGCCUUCUUUAGACGGUUCUCUUCAAUCUCCUGGAGCAGCUUCUCCUUGUAGGGGAACAGGUUGGGGAUACCGGGGUCCUUCUUUAACUUUGAUCGCCAUUCCGGGUUCUUCUUUGCCAACUUGCGCUCCUUCUUUUGCUUUGCGGCGGAAGCCUUUUCGAUCUUGUGGCGAAGACGAACGGGAGUUCGCUUAGACUUGGGCU